This is a messenger RNA of Xyrichtys novacula (pearly razorfish), 7314 nucleotides long. Lineage: Eukaryota; Metazoa; Chordata; Actinopteri; Labriformes; Labridae. The record is from the annotation of a GenBank genome assembly.
ACACGUGAUGAGAUCAAAGGCCUUACAGCAGGGUCUUUCUGAGGGAGAGAGCCUCAGCCUGGUACAACAACAGGGUGCAUAGACUGCCCAAAACCUUUCCAAAGAUCGUGUAGAGGUGAGUUCUUAUUAUAUGCUGAUUGUGAAAAUGUGCUCAUGUUUGAUCCUCAUGUUCACUUCUUGUACCUGUUUCCACUCUCCAGCUGGUGCAUAGAACAUGCCCCCCGCAGCAGCAAGCAAUCUAGGCUACACCCCACCAGAUGGAGGCUGGGGCUGGGCUGUCGUCUUCGGAGCUUUCAUCUCCAUAGGAUUCUCCUACGCUUUUCCCAAGUCACUCACCAUCUACUUUAAGGAGAUUCAGGAGUAUUUUGAUGUUUCCUACAGCGAGAUUGCCUGGGUCUCCUCUGUCAUGCUUGCAUCUAUGUAUGCAGGAGGUAAGUGUUUUAAAGUUUUGAACCGUUCUCUCUUUACUGGAGAGAACAUUUUCUGCUCUUUUUGAAACAAAUAUAUAUAUAUACAGGUUAGUUAAGAUACCAAAUUAAGAUGUUUCUCCUCUUUGUACAGGACCUGUGAGCAGUAUUCUUGUGAACCGCUAUGGCAGCAGACCUGUGGUUAUGGUUGGUGGAGUCAUGGUCUGCACUGCCAUGGUGCUCGCUUCUUUUGGCACAACCAUCAUCCAUCUGUAUCUCUGCAUCGGAGUGAUUGGAGGUAAACAUCUACGCCUCUAAACCUUAUUUUCAAUAUUUCUAUUUUUGCGAGUAGGGGGGGUGUUUGCUUUGAAAUGCUUGAUUGUGACUGGCUGACACAGGAGGAUGCUUCUUGUGUUGUAACUCCCAUUCAGGAGGAUGUUUUCCCAUUAUCAGGAGUAGUCCACGAGUCCUCUGUGCCCCUGUUUGGGGGUUAAUCGGGGUCAGGGUUGCGCAGUGAUUAAACAUGUGCUCAAACCACUACGAAAAAUCCAACUGGUUCCAAGUACAGCCAUCAAAGCCAUACUCAGGCUCGAGUGGGCCUACUUUUUUUUGGAAAUUUCUGACUAAAUCAGAUGAUUUUUGAAAAUCCCCUCUUGCAUGGAUGUAUGCCAGACCACAUGACCAUGCUUCAAACUGUGAGCAAACAAACCUCUCAGACUUUAAACUUUAAGCAGGGAUGCUCCACCUACUGGGGUUUUAGCUCGGACCUCGAUUACUAUGCAAAUAAUAGAAAAUUUCAGAAUCUAUAAUUUGGGCUGAAGCCACAAUUUGUAUUUAGUCUGUGUGAAAAACCUGAAUUUGAAACGUUGCUGUAAAAAUGUAUUGUGCAGCAAGUCACAUUUAUGAUAAUCAGGUUAUUUACCCAACAAUUUAACAAUUUAAUCAUAAUUUGCUGAACUGAUCCUGUUGUUUUGUAUGAUUUUCUUUCACUUUCAGUUUAAAUUAGAUGAGCAUCAGACCAAAUCUUACAGCGAAUCACAGGCACACCUUCCGUAAUGCACCCUAACAGCAUUAGACUGAAUGUUUUAUACCCUUAAGUGACACAGAGUCGGCAAAUCUACAUAACUGAAAUAUUCAGUCCUCUUAAGAGCUAAAUGAGCCUCAUUCACUGACUGUUCUUCAGAUGAAAUUUGUCCUUGAAACACACUUACGGUUUUAAAGAUGAUUCUGAGAUACACCAGAGUUUACAUAUAUGGGAUUUAUUUUAGCUAAGAACAACAUCUAAAAGCACACUUGUAUAUGUUUGAGAGAUGAAAUGUCAGUGGAAAGUUACUGCAUUUGUGUUUCCUUUCAUUUAGCACCUUUAUACUAAGAGACUGAGACUUUAUCUUCAAAUUUUACCUUUAAAUUUGUAUUAACUGUAGGAAAAAAAGUCCCAGUAUGAUGUGGAAAACUGGUGUGUGCUUCAAACUAACAAGGACACGACAUUCAUCAAAUCAAGAACAUGAGUGGGCGAUUCAGCAGUUUCAGAGCAGGUCCAAGAAUCUGCUUUAAGCUUCUCCUAUAAACCUUGAAACUUCUAUAGCUCCCCCUGUGGACAAAGAAGUCUUCACUUAUCUUGUCCUCUAUGCCAGUGGUUCUCAACUGGUGGGUCCCGACCCAAAAGUGGGUCGCGGAUACGUUCUGGAUGGGUCAUCUGAUGUUUUACAUGUCUUUUAUUUUGGAAGAUAGCUUAUUUUGAAAGGCAUGUGUUAUGUCAUGAUACUCCUCGGUUUCUUAUUAAUGUGGCCUGAAUGCAGUAAAAAUACAUGUUUAUUUUUUGGUCUUUAUUUUGAGCAAUUUGAUAUUUAUUCACUUUUGUCCAUGCUGUUGCACAGUCCUCCUCAGGUUAUGCUCUGAAUGCAGAGAUGCACAUAAGUCAGUUUUUUUUUAUCUUGCUGGUCUCCAUUUUGUGCAAUUUGAUAUUUGAUAUUUUCUGUAUAUGCAACUUUAGUUGUCGUCCUCAGUUCAUGUGCUCUGAAAUGCACUUUACUCAAUAAAAUAGGUGUAUUUAUGUUAAAGAUUUGAGUCUUUAAAGUGGGUCGUGACUUAAGGAACAAUGGAAAAAUGUGGGUCCCAGAGUAAGACCAGUUGAGAACCACUGCUCUAUGCUCAUGUAGUGUCUUCUGACAGGAAUUUUUAAUCCUGGUGAGUUUUGACGGUUAAAUCAUAAUUUAUUGUGAAUAUUUCAUGUGAAAAUGUAAAAAAACAACUCCAGCUUCCGUGAAAGUAAGAGUGUAAUGUUUGAGAGAGAGUCAAGUUUAUGAUAUGCAGAGGAAAUAUCAACGAUACAACAACUUCUGAUUGAUCUAGAUCUGUUCUUUAUGUUGUGUUUAUACCGUGUGUCUUUAUUUCAACAGGUUUUGGCCUUGCUUUUAACCUGCAGCCUGCUCUGACAAUCAUCGGUACUUACUUCCACGUCAAAAGGCCAAUGGCGAACGGUCUGGCCAUGACAGGAAGUCCCGUCGUUCUCUCCACUCUGGCUCCUCUCAAUCAGUUUCUGUUUGAUUCUUUUGGCUGGAGAGGGAGCUUCCUCAUCCUGGGAUCUAUCGUCUUGAACUGCUGUGUGGCCGGUUCUUUGAUGCGGCCGGUAAACAAAAAUGCUUCCCCCGAGCCAAAAGCCGAGGCAUCGGAGUGUAACGGGGCCGCCGUUGAGGAAACUGCUGGUACACCGUCUGCUAACCUCCUGACAGAAGAAAAUCAAAGUGGGAGCAAGAGUCCAGGCUGCAUGGACAAAUUCAUCGAUUUCUCUCUUUUCAAACACCGGGGAUUUCUCAUUUACCUUGUUGGCAACGUGGUCAUGUUUUUUGGCUUUUUCGCGCCUGUGGUUUUCUUGGCGCCGUACGCCAAACACCUAGGGAUUGAUGAAUAUUCAGCAGCUUUCUUGCUGUCUAUUUUUGCUCUGGUGGACAUGUUUAUCAGACCUGCAACUGGCCUCAUAGGAAACACCAAGUUGAUCAGGCCAAGGAUUCAGUACUUCUUCAGCUUUGCGGUUUCCUACAAUGGCUUGUGCCACCUUUUGUGUCCACUGGCAGAUGGAUACGUGGGUCUGGUGGUCUACGCCGUCUUCCUUGGGUUGGCGUUUGGAAUGGUUUCUGCACUGCUUUUUGAGGUUUUGAUGGAUCUUGUUGGAGCUCAUCGAUUCUCCAGUGCUGUUGGACUCGUCACGAUUAUUGAGUGUGGACCGGUGCUUCUUGGACCGCCUCUUUCAGGUCUGUGAAUCUUCAAGGUGAUGAGAAUUUCAGUUUCAUACCAUAAGCACAAACAAAACACUAACUAAAUAUGUGUUUUCUUUUGUUUCAGGAGCUCUGGUUGAUAUUUUCGGGGACUACAAAUACUUGUACUACGCAUGCGGUGUGUUCAUGUUGGUGCCUGGCAUAUUCUUCUUCAUCAUGCAUUACUUCAACUACAAGAGACUGGACGAGGAGCAGAGGCAGGCUGAAGCCGUGGAUAUGAGGACUUCAUAUCAUUCAUGUGAAGAAGCGGUUGAACUCAAAACGGGCCGGGAUGAUAAAACAGUGCCUGAAACAGAGGGAUGAACUUGCUGAGGAAAUCUGUUUCAGUGGAUGUAGAAAGAUGACUCCACAGAGGCCUGAUAACAGGGCGUACAGUGUAUGGGUUAUUAUAGACGGCAAUAAUUUUCAACCUUGGACGAGGUUGUUGGACUUUUUGGACAUUUGCUACAUAUCUUCAGACCACCAUUUGGUGUUUUAUUGGUUGUUUUAUGUGCGGUAUUAUGACUACAUUAUGUGGCAAAUGUAAGCUCUUAAGGCCUUUCUUCAUGAAUCAUACACUAAUGCCCCCAAUACAAUUAUCAUAAUGGCUCUAUAAGCAUUUACGAUUCCUCUUUGUUUCUUCAGCGGCUGAAUAAAUAGUAAUUUUCCUGAGGGACUGAUAGAAAAUAAUGAGUCAAGACCCUCUCAUUGCCAUGCCUCAAUGUCUCAGUUUCAGACUUGUACCACUAGAUGGCACUAGACACUAUCAUGUGGCAGCUGCAGGUGCUGCACAUCUCUCCUGUUACACUGCAAUAUAACAAAAAAAGAUAAAAAAUCAUCAUCAGAGUUUUGGUUCAUUACAGUAAAGCUUUCAAAGUCUGGGGCGUGACCCUCCCACAGGCCGUCAGAUCCUAUGACCGGGCUGCCGAAGGCGCAGCAAUUAAAAAAUGAGAAAUACGAUGAGUGUUGUAAUGACCACACACUAUUCUCUUUCCUCAUGCUGCUCAAAAACAUACAGUUAGUCUCAAUUUGAGAACUAAAUCUUUUUUAUUCUAGAAAGUUUAGUCUGAUGUGCCAUUCCUUUAACCGGGGAGCUGCAGUCUGCACAGGUUAUUUCACCAGGAAAUCACUAGAGGACAAUUAUAAAAAUGCUGUGAAGUUAUGUACAUCUUUUUUCUUUUUUUUGCGUUUUACUUUCCCAGUACAAACUCUCUGCACAUUCAGACUGAGACCACAUUUGCAUUCAAAGGCAGAGAGUUAAAAUGUUUGACGUAGCCUUCGAAAAGCACCAUGCAUGUGACACAUCUACCACAUUUGGCAAAUAUUUAACCAAUUCAUACAGUUUCCCAUGGUCUUAAUUGUAUCUUGACUGGGACUUAUUUGUAUUCUGAGCAUUGUGAGGAACAUUAUAAAAGAAGUUCAAAGAUUCUGACUCAUCUCCCUUCAGAGAAAAUACCGACUGCAGAUAAAAUCUGUCAUUUUAUACCAGGUCGCAUUCAUCCCACCACAGGUCAAACUUUAUAUUCUGAACUUUAUAUUCUUACACACCGCAUGAUUACACCCCUUUAGUGUCUGGCCUUGAGCACCUGCAAUACAAGAUACAUGGAGGGGCAGUGCAGGAAAAGAACAAUGCCAUUAUUAGAGAAAUCUGCUUAAAGGAUCCAUUUUUAUCGUGUCCCUGCAAGGGGCUUAUUGACUUCCUUCUGUAGAUAGACCGAAAUUGCUUAAGUGAAAAAAAUCAAUAUGUUUAUUUAUAAGCUUAGAUAACAGUAUCUGAAUAUGAGAUAAAUGGUGUGAGCCUGUGGCUUAUGGGAAUGUGCUCUCUUUGUUUGGAUCCUGCUUUAAUACCAAUCAACUUAAAAUCUCCACGCCAGUGCAAUUCUGGAUUAAUGAUUGCCAAUGGGUGGUUUUCCCGUGUUAGUGUUAUCUUUUUAUAUCACUGUAAGUAGGGCUGUGCACAUAGAGACCAGUAAACGACUAAAAAUCAUCAAUCUUACUCGUCUGCACUCGAAUUAUGAGACAAUUAAAUGAAUAUCUUAUUGCUAUAGACACAAAAUACUAGCCUGGCUGGGCCAUCCAGUUGCGUGAAUCACUUGCCGUUCCUUCCUACAACAGUCUGGACUUCGGCCAAUUGGGAGACCUAAAAGCGGGCGGGAGUACUUUCCUUGAUAGGCAGACUACUGUAACCAAUCACAGUAGCCAAACAUCUGAUGUCAUCACAGUGCGCAACUGUGUUUCCUGCUGGGCUCUCAAGCAUCAAGUAAAGGUUUGGUCAUAUUUCAACAUGUGCGAGCAGACAAUGUCUUUUACUUUUACGGCGCUUUGAAAAGUCCCGCAGCAUGUGUUAGAUGUCACUAUCUACACAUGGACCAAUCAGGGGCUGCCUUUCCCUGUUGUCCGGGGAACAGUGGAAACACAGUCACCGAUUGGCCCGGUUAUUUUCUGAUUUCUAAUACACGCUCCCAAUUCACCGAAGUGCAGACUGUUGUGGGAAGGAACGGCAAGUGAUUCACGCAACUGGAUGGCCCAGCCAGGCUAACAAAAUACUGGUGAAAUAAGUCUUAGAUGUAGCGCAGCCAUGGCAACCACCACUUUUGACACUACUGCCAUAUUGCUUUAAGGCUCUACUACCUGGAUGUAAAUAAGCACAGAUGAAAGAUGGCAACUGGUCGUGCAUUGCGCAUCUUGUUUUCGCCUCCGAUUUUGCUUUUUUCCGACUUGGUAACUGAAACACUGGUAACUCAGCUGUGACAUCAUUCCGAGCUCCUACAUCUGACUUUCGAGGUAAUUUGAACGCAGCAUAAGUCCACUCAACUGGACGAAAGCAUGACCACAUGAGCCAAACUCUGCAACCAGUUUAUAAAUUUUACACCUGGAUACUGUGAUCUGAUGUUUGACUGUGCGAAAUAAACUCUCGAGUUUGAUUGUCCUCAGAGUGGUUAGAAUUUAAAUUUCCUUUUUAACCGACUAAGAGAUGUUUUGCUUUUUGACUCCACGACUCUUGAGCUAAUUGUCUGAACUGGGUUUAUUAGGCACAACAAAGUAACCCAUUAAUAAAGAGCUGUUACAAAUUUAUGCCUGAUUCAACCAAAUGUUAUGCAAAUGUAAGGAGAAAUACACACGAAACUAAAUAUGACACUUCUAGAAUAUUGUUAGAGCAUAAUUCUCUUGCAUAAUAAGUUGCAAUGGAUUUCACUGCUGCUUUGACAGCAACUAAUUAUCACUUUUGUUAUAAAGUAAUUAGCUCAGUUUUUGCAAGAUCUUAGUAAAUGCCCCAAACAGUAACCGUAAGCCAUCAUAAAAUGUAAAGUUAUCAAGUCUGAACAACAGGAAUCUAGCUGCUGUGAUUUAUGAUGAGGUGCAGGUGAGAGGUGUGAAUGAUAUCACUUUAACAUGAACAUGAUAGAAAUUAAACAAUCAAAUCUUUGUCAUGUUUGCUGGAAAGAUUGUUCCCAAAAAUAUGUCACUCAGUGGGAGCAUCUGCUGUGGAAACUGUAGAGAUAGGGCUGUUUCUUCGGGUUUUGACACCUACCCCCUCUGCCAUGAUUAAAAGCAUUAAACAGGUCAGGUACAGUACAGAAAUAGUCAGUUUUGUUGUUGAUUGUAUUGUUUGCUGUUUUGAAUCAUAAAGAGACACAACUGUUAAUAAUCAA